This is a messenger RNA of Euleptes europaea (tarantolino), 1292 nucleotides long. It is a transcript of the gene PANK3, whose product is annotated as pantothenate kinase 3. The record is from RefSeq and is a predicted model, not a curated record. The coding region runs from base 20 to 1132 and encodes 370 amino acids. The transcript has 7 exons. Gene Ontology annotation, biological process: coenzyme A biosynthetic process. NCBI's taxonomy places the organism in Eukaryota, Metazoa, Chordata, Lepidosauria, Squamata, Sphaerodactylidae. Gene Ontology annotation, molecular function: pantothenate kinase activity; ATP binding. Gene Ontology annotation, cellular component: nucleus; cytosol.
UGAGUGCCAUUUCGGAGACAUGAAGAUCAAAGAUGCCAAGAAACCAUCUUUUCCAUGGUUUGGUAUGGACAUUGGGGGAACCCUGGUGAAGCUGGCUUAUUUUGAACCUAUUGAUAUUACUGCAGAAGAAGAGCAGGAAGAAGUUGAAAGCCUGAAGAGUAUUCGUAGAUACUUGACAUCAAAUGUAGCAUAUGGGUCCACUGGCAUUCGGGAUGUCCACCUUGAACUCAAGGACUUGAUACUCUUCGGGCGAAAAGGAAAUUUGCACUUUAUCAGAUUCCCAACCCAUGAUUUGCCUACGUUCAUUCAAAUGGGAAGAAAUAAAAAUUUCUCAACACUGCAUACAGUGCUGUGUGCCACUGGUGGUGGUGCCUAUAAAUUUGAAGAAGAUUUUCGCACAAUUGGAAAUCUCCAGCUGCACAAACUAGAUGAACUUGACUGUCUUGUUAAAGGCUUGUUGUAUAUAGAUUCUGUCAGUUUUAAUGGCCAGGCAGAGUGCUACUACUUUGAAAAUGCUUCAGAACCUGAAAGGUGCCAAAAGAUGCCUUUUAACCUGGAUGAUCCAUACCCUUUGCUGGUUGUAAACAUUGGUUCAGGAGUCAGUAUUUUAGCUGUCCAUUCCAAAGACAACUAUAAGAGAGUAACUGGAACAAGUCUAGGUGGAGGGACCUUUCUUGGUCUGUGCAGCUUACUGACUGGAUGUGAAAGUUUUGAAGAAGCUCUAGAAAUGGCAUCCAAGGGGGACAGCACACAUGCUGAUAAACUAGUCCGUGACAUUUAUGGGGGAGAUUAUGAACGAUUUGGUUUGCCAGGGUGGGCUGUGGCCUCUAGCUUUGGGAACAUGAUCUACAAGGAAAAACGGGAAUCUGUUAGUAAAGAAGAUCUGGCUAGAGCUACGCUGGUUACUAUCACGAAUAACAUUGGAUCUAUAGCACGAAUGUGUGCAGUAAAUGAGAAAAUAAACCGUGUAGUCUUUGUUGGGAACUUUUUGCGUGUGAAUACCUUAUCUAUGAAGCUUCUGGCUUAUGCCCUGGAUUAUUGGUCCAAAGGCCAGUUGAAGGCUCUGUUCCUCGAACAUGAGGGAUACUUUGGAGCAGUUGGGGCCCUCCUUGGAUUGCCAAAUUUCAGCUGAAGCUCAUAAGCGCCGCAGUACUGAGUUAGUUCCUACCUUUAUGUCUCUAUUACAACACUAUUUUUGUAUCUACUGGAACCAAAGGGGGAAAGGGGCCACAGUCCUGCUAUACAUGUCUUUAACUGUGAUACUGUGUUGUUGAGACAGUCCUUAAAAUCUA